Molecule: messenger RNA, 3186 nt
Organism: Xenia sp. Carnegie-2017
Lineage: Eukaryota; Metazoa; Cnidaria; Anthozoa; Malacalcyonacea; Xeniidae
Product: probable G-protein coupled receptor CG31760
Biological process (GO): G protein-coupled receptor signaling pathway
Cellular component (GO): membrane
Molecular function (GO): G protein-coupled receptor activity
Source: RefSeq, a predicted model, not a curated record
AUGAGCUGUACAGAGUGCAACAUGUAAACAUCUUUCAUAUAAGAAGAUGCUAUAGACGACGUUCACAUUGCCAAUGACUGAGGUAGUGUGAAUGACGUUAAUGUGAUCGAUCAUAUUACAUCACGAUGAAAAACAAUUUUGCCUUCUGAUGAGCUCUAAUUCGUUCUAAUUUGCACACAACUUCGAAAUCGAAUUUGGAAGACAAAGAAAAGAACACAAAACAAUUUAUAUGGUAAUGAAUAGGUGUUUGUGAUGUGUGCUGUUGUUAUCCGGCCAUGUCAAAUAGCCAAAAUACUUUGAAAACAACAGUCCUUAAUGUAUAUAGCAGAGUCAUAUAGAAGGGUGUAGUUGUUAUUCGAAAGUCAUAGAUACGCUUGAAGAGCGUGGGGCUCUUCUCGUACUCAAUGGGUGAAAGGUGAGAAGAUAUCGCUUCAGAAACUACUUAAAUAAUUAGGUUAAAAAAGCGAAAACAUUUGUUGAACGAAGGAACUUUAAAUGGCAAGAGUGCUCUUGAACAACACCAUUGUUGGCUUUCUUCUACUUCUCGUUUUUGCCAACGUGAACGCAGAAAAUGACGAUUUACAACUGAUUCUUCUCUAUCGCGAUGUCAUCGACGCGAAGUUGGCUACGGCACCUUGUCAACAUGACUACAACCUCUUACAUGAUGAGGACAUCAUACAAGAUUAUUCUUUCUGGAACAAAGACAUUGAAACCGUGCGAAAUGUUGCCAGUUACCUCAUGUCAAUGUGGCCAUUUAAAGACUCGCAGAAUCGAUCUUUGGUCGAAAGUGUACAAGCAAUCUAUACACUUGUAAAGACGAUAACAUUAUCAUCGGAUCAGAUAUUUGGCUCUGCAAUUUGUUUCGACAAGAGUAUGUUCCAAGGACGACAAUUUUGUCCGUACGCCUUUGAAUUAUACCCUGGUACAAACGCGAGUUACAAAACAAUUAUUAGCGAUUGGGGAAGACUGUACGACUAUCUAUCUCCUCCAAAUCCGAACAGAAAAUUCUCAGGUGAAGAUAACUUUACCUGGUGGCGAAUUAGUGAGGAAUAUCGCCGAAACAUCACGCUUCCAUACAACACAGUUUCUUACGACGUCGAUUUACAUCGACGUUUACGAAAUGUGAUUAAUGAAAAUGACACAAAUUACGGGAGACACUUCGAUACUACAACAAAUUACGUGCCUGACAAGUUGGGAAAAUGGACUACGCCAUAUUACGACUGUCAUGGGGGUAGAAUAUGGAUGUUCACUUACUUAACACCAUUUUACGACGAAGCAGGGAAGUUCCUUGGAAUUGUCACCUUCCACGUCAAUCUCGACUCCAUUGACAUCAACGAAUGCGAAGCACCACCAGACAUUCAGAUUGAUCGACGACGUAAUCGGAAACACAAAGUACAAUUUUAUGGCAAUCAUGCUUGUCAUAACAAAACGACUAAGUGUGUCCAUUUGCCCGGUGGUGGCUUCAAAAUGGGCAACUACCGCUGUGUAUGUCGGGAAGGAUAUUAUUUUCCACGGCUAGACGCAAAGAAGAAAUACUUCGAUGGGAAAGAUGUGAGCAAGGCGAAUGGUGACAACUCAAAAUUUAAUUGUCUUCCAUGUCGCGAGGGUUGCACAACUUGUGUUGAUGAUUCGCCUUGUUUGUACCAAGAACGUAUGGUUAUAAGAAAACUGAUUUUGGUCGUGAAUGGUAUGACCCAAUUUUUGGCUAUCUCUGCUGGCUUGUUCAUCUUCCUUCAUCGUGAGACAAAGAUAUUGAAAGCGUCCAGUCCAUUCAUGGUGAUCAUCGCCUUUGGUUUGACGCUUAUGUACACAGAGGUGACACUGGGCUUCUUUGAUGAAACAAUUUCACUUUGUAUUGCAAGAUCAUGGCUUUAUCAUGUUGGUUUCACAUUGGCUUUCGCUUCGUUACUUUUGAAAACUUGGAGGAUUGCGGUCAUAUUCCGUCUGCGGACGGCAAAAACCAUCGAACUUACAGAUAAAUCGUUACUGACCUACUUGUUGCUUAUGUUAUUGGCCGUCUGCUCUUAUUUCGCUAUCUGGACUUUAACACAAGAUCACGAAUAUGAGACGAUAAAGACAAAUUCCGGUUACAAAUACAGGCGCUGCGUCAAACCGUGGUUCACUAAUGCCUUUGAAAUCGGCGAGGUUUUAUUUCUGCUGUGGGGUGUUUGGCUUUGUAUCCGUGUACGAAAUGCUCCCUCAGCGUACAACGAGAGCAAGUACAUCGCCUGGUGUAUAUAUAACACUCUGUUUGUUAAGAUCGUAGUUGGUCUUCUGAGAAUUGUUCUAGAUAACUUUCACAAUCCUGAUGUCGCGUAUGUCGUAAACAGUUUGUCAACGCAUGUCAUUGCCACCGUUAUGUUGGUUUUGCUCUUUGCUUUCAAGGUAUACUUCUUGAAAAAAUACAAUGUAAAUCAAAGAAGGCGUUCUCGGGGUAGUUCGUCUAUAGCCACAACGAUGACGGAUCUUCGCAAAUCACCAUUUCAUCUUAACCGUUUGGAGGACGGUACUUUGGUGUGCGAGAACGAUGAAGAAAAAACCCGCGAGGGACUGGAAACUGAGAAUAUACAACUGAGGGAGGAAAUACGUGAUUUGACUGCGAAACUUGCAGCAUGUGAAUACAAACAACAACGAGAGCAGAGACGACAACAAGGAAGUCCACAAGAGAACAGCUACAUUUCCACGAGUAGCGAGACUCGUCACUCCAGAUUCAACAGCGAGACGGAGAGCGCUCAGGGUCGAGAGUCGGAAUCUCCAGAUAAAAUUGGUCAAAAGGUGUCGAACGUUGCCGACAGCUUGACAAGCAACGGUAGCGUUUUCACACGCGAGGAAAGAGGUGGAAGUUUAAUAGAAGAUAUUAAAAACGCUGAUCGUUUUAUCGCCCUGCCAAACGGUAGUAGCGUUUCCGAUGAAGAAACUUUAACGGUCAUGUCAAACGUUUCUACUGAAUCCUCGUGAUAUUGAAAAAAGAUUCUUGGAGGAAUAUGGCCGUGUGUUGUACUGAAGAGAAUAUUUAUAAAUCCUGCUUCAGAAAAGAUGAGAUUUGACAGUGAACUGUGGUACAACUUGACUACCAUGAAGAUGUGUCCACAUAAAGAUUAACUACUACGAGAAGACAGUUAAUUAUAAACGAUCGAAUCGACUUUCUAAACCUUUCCCACAAUAAAUAUUCAAACGCAAAAAAAA